AUGGCGGAGAGCGCCCCGAUCAAUCGAGCUAAAUCGGGUGAAUCCAACUCGGGCGUCACUGCCGCUGAACUCUUCACAGAACUGUCCGGAGGAUAUGAAUCACCCCAUCCCUCACCCCCAAAUUCUCCUAAACCUGCUGGUCACACUCCCGACGUCGUUACGACCAAUGCUCCAAUGCCCAUCGCAUCGACCUCGAAUCAGACAGAACCUAAGCGCAAGAGGCCUCGAAUUGUUAGAACCAGACAACCGCAAGCUGAAGAACUUCAGGCUUUGGGCAUCAAAGUCAUUGAUUUUGCCUAUGUUAGUACGCUGCCAAAAGUGAAGCCCUACUAUCGGCAGCCCGCGCAGUCCCAGCCCACACCCCCUGGCCAUAAGAAACUGAGUCGCGAAGACACCGAGCCAAUCUUGGGCGAAUCUUCGCAGCAAAAUCAACCAAGCCGACCUUUGAGACGAGAAGAUACGGAGCCCGUAAUCGAAGAAUCUUCGCAAGCGCCCGCCGCCCUUCCCACUGCGCGGCCGCUUGGACGGACUGUUGCAACCCAAGAUAUCGUCGCCCACAACACCCUAUCUCCCCAGCCAGGUCCCUCCGCGCUAUCUCCUCGUCCGCUUCCGCCUUUCAAAAACUAUUCGCGCAGCAUCGUGCUCGUUUCACCAUUGCCGAAGCUCUCGCUCAAAACCAAUUUUAGCAAUAAUGCGUUGAAAUUGUUCGACGCAUCGCCCUCGACCCCCGUUUCGCCUGGGGCCACGUUGAUUACCCUCCCUCGACCUCGUCGCGGUACUAGAAAGCCUUCCGGCGCUGAACAAUCCAUCACUCGAACAAGAACCACUCGGAGCACGACCCGCAGGACUGAAGCCGCCCAGUCCACGGCCCCUCGCUACAACCUACGCAGUAGCAACAAGAAGACAACCCCUGUCCCCGCUCAACCCCCUGCAAAAUCGCGAACGGCGACCAAGAAGUCGACUUCUGUCAAACACGUUGCACAACCGGCUGGCCGCAAACGAACUCGCUCGGAACCUGCGGGAGCAUCCGCCGCAGUAACCGUCGUUGCCAAUUGUCCCACUCCCAAACGACCCCGCACGCAACCACUAUACCCCAACGAACGCCCUGCCAAACGAGCUCGACGCUAA
Coprinopsis cinerea okayama7#130 is the source of this 1128-nucleotide messenger RNA. RefSeq lists its product as hypothetical. NCBI's taxonomy places the organism in Eukaryota, Fungi, Basidiomycota, Agaricomycetes, Agaricales, Psathyrellaceae. The transcript is spliced from 2 exons. Bases 1 to 1128 code for a protein of 375 amino acids. The record is from RefSeq and is a predicted model, not a curated record.